AUGGAUGAGGAGCGACCCCUGCUAAGGCAGGAAACAAACGACGAGCAAAAUGCUCUUACGGAUUGCCAAACAAAAACCUCAAACACAGAGGGGAGAAUGGACACGAUCACAUUUCUAGCACUUGUGAUUGGUGUUUUCAUAUCGAUGACCUGCGAGUCAUUCGUUACAUCAACCCAUGAGCAUAUCGCCUCUACAUUCAAUGCAUUGCCGCUUGGGUCUUGGCUUCUCACAUCAUAUGCUAUGGGAUAUAGCAUGAUUUUACCGCUGGGGGUGCGGACCUACAAUCCAAGUAGUCCUUGUAGGGAGGUUCAUUACAAGCUUGGGCGGGGCUGGAAUGGUCGAUACUGUUUCAAUUCUCCUGAACAGUACGUUUAUUAUACUAUCCGACUUGAAAUAUACACUCUGGAACUGCAGUAG
This is a messenger RNA of Penicillium angulare, 417 nucleotides long. RefSeq lists its product as uncharacterized. The transcript has 2 exons. NCBI's taxonomy places the organism in Eukaryota, Fungi, Ascomycota, Eurotiomycetes, Eurotiales, Aspergillaceae. The record is from RefSeq and is a predicted model, not a curated record. Bases 1 to 417 code for a protein of 138 amino acids.